This is a messenger RNA of Quercus robur (English oak), 927 nucleotides long. RefSeq lists its product as uncharacterized. Bases 1 to 927 code for a protein of 308 amino acids. Lineage: Eukaryota; Viridiplantae; Streptophyta; Magnoliopsida; Fagales; Fagaceae. The record is from RefSeq and is a predicted model, not a curated record. The transcript is spliced from 3 exons.
AUGGAUCCUGAUUUUAUAAACAAGUUGCAAAGGAUAACUUUGACGGAAGAGGAGGGAGAAGUCAUUAAGGUUGGGGUCUCACAGAGGGAAAGAGUGUUGGAAGAAUGUUCACUGAGUUUGUUGGGAAGGUUUCUCACUACACGAGCUUUUAACCAGCGUGUGGCCAAGGAUUUGCUAAGGUCUGUGUGGAAGAUGGGCUCGGAUUUACGCAUUGUUGACGUGGGGGAUGAUCUUUUUCAAUUCAAAUUUUCUAUGGAGAGUCAGUUGAAGUGGGUGCUAGCAAAUGGUCUGUGGAGUUUUGAGAAUCACCAUCUGGCGUUACGAAGAUGGGAGAGAGAGGUGGGCAGGGAUAUUGGUAGUGGCUUGGGUGAAGUACUGGACGUUGAUUUGAAGGCGUUUUCGUUUGACCAAGCUUGCUUUAUCAGAGUAAGGGUGGAGCUACUGUUGGAUAAACCAUUACGUCGAGGAGGAGUUGUCGCAAGUCCUGAAGGAGAUAAGGUUUAUAUUGGCUUCAAGUACGAACGUUUAGUGGGGCUUUGUUAUCAGUGUGGUCGGAUUGGUCAUGAGGUGGACAGGUUACCUGAAGGAGGUAAACUCAACGUUGCUCCGGCAGAUGGUGGCGUCACAGUCGAGAAGAAUGCAAACAUGGCUGUGAAGAAUCUUGUACCGGGUUUUGAGGAGUUGGUUACGGAGUCUGAUCAUGCCAUCCAAACCAGUUCAGAAUUUUCAAAUUUCAAAAUGGUUUCAAUUGAUUGUAUGCCAGAUAAUAGCAUGAUUUCCUCUGGCUUGAUUAAGGUGGCAGUUAUGGAUGAAGAUAUUGUCAUCCUUAAUCGUGACUUAAUGGGGAAACAAAGUGAGAAAAUAUCUCCACCAGUUUUUGAGGAAUCAAGUAUAUCUCCAUCGAUUUUCAUGGUUGGUUGUGGUUAG